Linum tenue is the source of this 78-nucleotide messenger RNA. The record is from the annotation of a GenBank genome assembly. NCBI's taxonomy places the organism in Eukaryota, Viridiplantae, Streptophyta, Magnoliopsida, Malpighiales, Linaceae.
AUGAUAUACCUGUUCUUUAGGUUUACGAGAUUCAGCUACAGUCUCGUGUCCAAGGCAAAGGCUUGGCCAAGUUCUUAA